CCGUUGAGCCAGACGCGCGGCCAUUGUCCAGCGCGCGCAGACAUUUGCUGUCGCCGUGCCCCUGGCUCCUUUCGAGGCUCCCCGGGGCGGCCUGGUGGAUGCCGACCCCGGCUGGGGGCCGAGGUAGCCUCCAGGAUCCGCGCGCUCGUCCCUGCCGCAGAAGCCGUGCUGGACACGGGCGCGGACGCCGGCCGGACGGGGACGACCACCCGGACGCGUUGGCCGGCGGGGGGGCGUGGCCGCGCGAGAACUCCGGGUGCGCAUGCGCAGGCCCGCAGCUCGGCUUGGGGCGUGGAGGGCUCGAGCUGGGACCGACGUAGGCCCACAGGAGUACCCUGCCGGAGGAGCACAUGGAGGAGCAGGACGAGAAGCCUCCAGCGCCCCUGCCAGCCUCUGCGCAGGACACUCAGCUGCCUCCAGAGAUCAUCGUUAAAGUGAAGAGAGAAGAUGAGGGGCCACAGGCCAGACCACCCCAGGAAGGGACGGACUUCAAAGUCGUGACUGUGGACUUCACUGGGGAAGAGGAGGCCAGUGUGAAUUCCGCCCAAAGACCCCUGGACAGGGAUGUGGUUCCGGAGAACCACAGGGACCUAAUGUCUUGGGUCUUGGCAGCAGAACUUGGAAGAGGAGAAACACCAUCGAAGGGGAACCAUUUUUAUGACUCACCCCUCACAAGAGUGAAACUGGAAAGGGUAACGAGUGAUGACCCGGGGUUAUCUCCACAUGAAGUUCAGGAUGGUAUGAACCCUCAGCAGCAGCAGCUGGGAAAACAGGAGGGACUUGGGAAGGGGGCAGCCCUGGUUCAACGGAAAGUUCAUGAAAAAGUUUGCCAAAGUGCGGAGUUGGAGGAGAAUUUCAGUCUCAUCUCACCUCAGAGGGUACCCAUAAGAAGCCAUUUUCAUAAACGUGCUUCACAAGUGGAGAAAUUGCAUCUUAAUUCUCUUGUGACGAGUCUCCAGGAGACUGAUGACUGCGGGGAACUCUAUAAAAGCCCUGCUCAAGGCAUUCACCUGAUCCAGUUUCCAAGAGUUCACGAAGACACUAAGGCCUGUGAAUGUGCUGACGCUAUCCAGUCUUUUGCCCACAGUGUGCCCCGAACUAUGCAUGAGGAAAUCUGUACGGGAGGACAGUCCUCCGAUUUGAAAGAACGUGGGCAAGCCGUGAGCCACGCCAAGCCACAGAGAACCACAGAAGAGCCCCAGUAUAAAUGCAGCACCCCCCUGCAGACAGCCACGCCCUUGGCUCCGAACACCAGAACCCAUCCCAGUGAGAAGCCGCUGGCCUGCGACCAGUGUGGGAAGAGCUUCAGCUGGAGCUCCCACCUCCUGGCACACCAGAGAACGCACACGGGGGAGAAGCCCUACGAAUGCGUGGAGUGUGGCAAGGCCUUCAGCCGGAGCUCGCACCUGGUGUCACAUCAGAGGACUCACACGGGCGAGAAGCCCUACAGGUGCGACCAGUGCGGGAAGGCUUUUAGCCAGAGCUACGUGCUGGUGGUCCACCAGCGUACCCACACGGGCGAGAAGCCCUACGCGUGCCGGCAGUGCGGCAGGGCCUUCAGGCAGAGCUACAAGCUCCUGGCACACGAGCGGACACACACUGGGGAGAAGCCCUACGAAUGCACCCAGUGUGGCAAGUCCUUCAUCCAGAGCUACAAGCUGGUGGCCCACCAGCGGAUCCACACCGGAGAGAAGCCCUUCGAGUGUGCCCAGUGCGGCAAGUCCUUCAGCCAAAGCUACAAGCUGGCGGCCCACCAGCGCAUGCACAGUGGGGAGAAGCCCUUUGAGUGCCAGCAGUGCGGGAAGGCGUUCAGCUGGAGCUCCCAGCUGGUGGCCCACCAGAGGACCCACACGGGCGAGAAGCCCUACGAGUGCGCCGUGUGCGGCAAGGCCUUCAACCGCAGCUCGCACCUGGCCAUGCACCAGCGCACUCACACGGGCGAGAAGCCCUACGCGUGCCCGCAGUGCGGGAAGGCCUUCAGCCAGAGCUACGUGCUGGUGGUCCACCAGCGCACACACACGGGCGAGAAGCCCUAUGUGUGCGGCCGCUGCGGGAAGGCCUUCCGGCAGAGCUCCUGCCUCACCCAGCACGAGCGGACCCACACUGGGGAGAAGCCCUACGCGUGCGACCAGUGCGGGAAGACCUUCAGCCUGAGCGCCCGGCUCAUUGUGCACCAGAGGACUCACACCGGGGAGAAGCCCUUCUCAUGCCAGCAGUGCGGGAAGGCAUUCAUCAACAGCACCAAGCUGCUUCGGCACCAGGCCACCCAUCCCCAGGAGACACCUUAUCUGUAGUGUGGAGACAGUUUGCGGCCCAGAGUCGAUUCCUCCUUGUAAAGAGGCGUACUUAUCUCGAGAAUAGUUAGGGUAAAGACAGUCUGUCCAGAAAUCAAUUCUGAGCAGGGAGACCUCAGAAUCACCCCGUCUUCCUUAGCAGUUCCAUAGACUGCGUCAAAUGUGGCCCUUCCAGAAUAUUCCCAUCGAAUUAGCGCCCUGCCUUGCAAGAAGCACUCAGGUGUGCUUCUAAGAGAGUGCCACUUAGAUGCUACGGAACAUUUCCCAGUAAGCUAGACCUUAUUUCCAGCAAAAAGUAAAGGAACUUGUUUAUACCACUGGGCUUGCUGAGAUGGAAAUAUUCUGUAGUUAUUAGAACCUAUGCAGGAAGAUGGGGCUUACGUGUGUCGUUUUUAUGAUGCAAAUUCCAUGGUAGUUUGUCAUCUAUUUUAGGCAGCACUUUGUAUACAUGAGGCUUUUGUUUCGAAUAGUUAAAUGGCUCUGAAAUGAAAUGCACAAUACAAGUUAAGAGUAUAGAGCGUUUCUUCUGAUCACAAGAAUUGUGAUGUGUAUGAUCAGAACCAAAAAGAAGGACCAGAGAGAUAAUACAGCAGAUAGAGCACUUACCUCACAUGAAGCUGAUCCAGAUUCAAGCCCAGCACUUCAGGUGGUCCCCCAACCCCACCAGGAUAGAUCCUUGGGCACGGAGCCAGGAGUGAGCUCUAAGCUCUGCCGGGUGUGGCCCCCAAACAAAAACAAGAACAGGAAGAAUUCUGGAUCUA
Sorex araneus (European shrew) is the source of this 3055-nucleotide messenger RNA. RefSeq names its product zinc finger protein 180 (gene ZNF180). Gene Ontology annotation, molecular function: DNA-binding transcription factor activity, RNA polymerase II-specific; RNA polymerase II cis-regulatory region sequence-specific DNA binding. Bases 351 to 2294 code for a protein of 647 amino acids. The record is from RefSeq and is a predicted model, not a curated record. NCBI's taxonomy places the organism in Eukaryota, Metazoa, Chordata, Mammalia, Eulipotyphla, Soricidae. The transcript has 5 exons. Gene Ontology annotation, biological process: regulation of transcription by RNA polymerase II.